CCCGCUUAGGCCCCUCCCACACACGGCCCCUUUGUCUUUUUAUUGCACGCGCCCUCAGGUUCCUGUAGAGCCGGAAGCGGAUAGCGCGGAGCAAAAGUUUCGCUGUUGAGUGUGGGCUUCUAAGAAAGAACCACAUUGCCUGAGGGAAGAGGCCCAGAAGAGGAGGAAGAAAAAUGAAAGAGGACCCAGGAAUGGCGUUUUCUCAGGGACGAUUGACCUUCAAGGAUGUGGCCAUAGAAUUCUCUCAGGAGGAGUGGGAGUGUCUGGACCCCGCUCAGAGGGCCUUGUACAGGGACGUGAUGCUGGAGAACUACAGGAACCUGGUCUCUCUGGAUGUUUCUCCUACGCAUGUGAUCAAGAAAUUACAACCAAAGGAGUAUAGUAAUACAGGAGAAGUAUUCCAGGCAAUGAUGUUGGAAGGGCACAAAGGCCACGAAAUCAAAGAUUUUUGCUUCAGGGAAAUCCAGAAAAAUGUGCAUGACUUUGAGUGGCCGUGGAGAGACGAUGAAAUAAAUUACAGAGACAUGCCUGUAACCCGUAAAUGUAGCCUCACUGAUAGAAGAGAUCAAUCUGGUAUGAGGGAUGCAGGAAACAAGCCUGUUGUAAAUAGGCCUGGAUUAAGCUUUCAGGAUGAAUGGCAUGUGUUUCAUGCUGAAGGGAAAAUGUAUAAAUGUAAUCGAGUUGAUAAGCGUGUCAACACUGGUUCCUCAGUUUCACCACUUCAAGAAAUUUCUCCUAGUGUCCAAACCAACAUUUCUAAUAAACAUGGGCGUGAUUUUAUUCAGCCUUCGACACUAACACAUGAUGAGAAAUCACAUGGGGAAACACCUUACAAAAGUCAUGACUGUGGCAAAACCUUUAAUCAGGGUUCACACCUCAGCAUACAUCAGAUAAUUCAUACAGGAAAGAAACCAUAUAAAUGUCAUGUAUGUGAAAAGCUCUUCAGUCAAAAUUCACACCUUGCAAAUCACCAGAGAAUACACGCUGGACAGAAACCUUACAAAUGUAACGGGUGUGGCAAAGCCUUUAGUGUACGUUCAAGCCUAACGAACCAUCAGCUAAUCCAUACUGGAGAGAAACCUUACCAAUGUAGUGAAUGUGGCAAGGCUUUUUGCCAGAGUUCAAAACUGGUAAAACAUCACAGAAUUCAUAGCAGAGAGAAACCACACAAAUGUAAUGAGUGUGGUAAAGCUUUUAUCCAAAGUUCAAACCUGGUUGAGCAUCAGAAAAGUCAUGGAGAGAAACCAUAUAAAUGUAAAAGUAAAUGUAAAUGUAAAUGUAAAAGUCACUGGAGAGAAACCAUAUAAAUGUAU
Messenger RNA from Felis catus (domestic cat), 1313 nucleotides. RefSeq names its product zinc finger protein 160-like. The transcript has 4 exons. The record is from RefSeq and is a predicted model, not a curated record. Gene Ontology annotation, molecular function: DNA-binding transcription repressor activity, RNA polymerase II-specific. The coding region runs from base 174 to 1307 and encodes 377 amino acids. Gene Ontology annotation, biological process: negative regulation of transcription by RNA polymerase II. NCBI's taxonomy places the organism in Eukaryota, Metazoa, Chordata, Mammalia, Carnivora, Felidae.